Molecule: messenger RNA, 961 nt
Organism: Mytilus californianus (California mussel)
Lineage: Eukaryota; Metazoa; Mollusca; Bivalvia; Mytilida; Mytilidae
Exons: 3
Coding region: 171-803 (210 amino acids)
Source: RefSeq, a predicted model, not a curated record
UGUUUAUGUUUGGUUAAAAUAUUUCUACAUGUCAGUAUGAACAUUUUAUUUGAAAUUUGUAAGAUCUAUGUUUCUCCUUUUACACCAGCAAUAGUAUUUCCGAUGUGUCAUUAGAUUUUUUAAGGUAACUGAAAAGUUGAUAGUAUAAAUAUUUUGUUUAUUUCAGGAGGAUGGACCAGGCACAGGUCUUGAAAUCCAGGUAUUCCCUGGUAGGGAAAUCUUUAAUAGCUAUUAUUCUAAAGGUCGAGGCGCACCAGACCCUGAUACUAGAUGAGAGUUUUAACAAAUUAAAGAAGGACCACUCUCUCCUUGACUAUUCGUUUGAGGAAUUGGAGACUGAAUUUAACGGACUUACGGGAGAGGUCAUGAGCGAUGUUUUGGCGUUGUGUGGCAAGGAACCUUUGAUAGAGAAUGCUCGCUGCCUUGUGCAUUUUACAAUUACGCAGGCUAAUCUUGUCGAGGCCCAAAGGGGCAAGACUCUGGCACACAAGGCUGUGCCCGAGCCUAGCGCUAGUACCAGUAGUGGAGCUGUGGGUGGGAAUAUACCAGUUCCAGAUCCCAGCACGACUCCAGAUUUCGUGCCUUUAGGAAACAAGUCCAAUGACAUAGAGAGCCGGCUGAAAGAUAUGGAGAAUAAGAUGACCUCUUUUUCUAAUAAAUCCGCCGAAAGCCAGGUAGGAGAGAGUUUAGCACAUGUAAGGAUACUGGCGUCUAGGCCCAACUUAACACCGUCACAUGUUCUAUUGGCUGCCAUAGAAUCUCUUGUUACUCUUGCUACAAAAUAUGGACAUAAGGAAGCAUAAUGUUUCUCUAAGGCUUAUACUUACUGCAAAAAGUUCGAGGAUUCUAAGGAUAUCUGUAAUUUAGCAAUGAAAUUAUUUGGAUCGGCAGAGGACAAAAAAUUAGCUAAUAUGGUAGCCGAGUGGAUGAAGGGUAAAAAGUAUGAGGCUUCUCCGAAGAA